CUUUCAUUACUGUCACGUCACGUCACACAGAUUGUGUAACUUUUACUCGCAAAACUUCCGAACUAAACUACAUAAAUCAAAGUGAGGAAUUUUCUGUGCUUUUCCACAAUGAUUUACCUACAGAAAUGUUGCUGCGUUGUGGAUCUGCGCAUGGGCACAAUUGUAUGUGGCCUCGUUCACGCCAUUGCCGAUCUGUUGGGCGGCUUCUUCAUAAUGAUAACCGCAGGAACGGGAACACCCGAUCUGUGCCACAAGCUGACUAUUUUCUUAAUCCUAGUACAUUUGAUUAGUUGCGCUGGCUUGGUUUACGGCUCCAUUAAGCUAAAGACCAAAUACAUGAUCCUCUACAUAUUGAUGACCAUAGCCAUUGUCCUAUAUCUGAUCCCCCUGUUUGUGGCCGAUGCAAUACUCGCCAUCUGGUACUUUGUAUUGGUAACCUAUUUCAUAAUGUUCUGGCUCUCUUUGUACUGCUGGCUGGUGGCCUACUCCUUCUAUGCGGCUCUGGGCGGUACGCUAUUCUUAUAGACCAGAUCAAUCAAGGACUUAUCCAGUCAAUAUCAAAUUAUUAAUGUAUUCUCUCAUUGCUAAAAUGUUCCAUUUGAGCGCAAUUCAAAAUUGAAAAUAAUUAUAGAAGCCUUUUCUGCCAGCAUAGAAUGUGUUUGUC
Molecule: messenger RNA, 664 nt
Organism: Drosophila obscura
Lineage: Eukaryota; Metazoa; Arthropoda; Insecta; Diptera; Drosophilidae
Exons: 4
Coding region: 109-525 (138 amino acids)
Source: RefSeq, a predicted model, not a curated record